CGGAUGUUUCUUCCCGGAGAAGAUAUUAAUCGUACCAGUGAAGGUUGUAUUGAAUGCCUCUUUUACUGUCUAUGAUAUUUCUGUACAUAACUAGCGAAUUAAUCGUACUUUCGUAAAAGCAAUGUUGUAGUAAUAUAAAUGUUUGUCAAACUAGUAUGAAAGGUGCACCGGUAAGCUGUAACGUUCUCUCGAGUGCGGGAUUUCUAGGGUUUACUCGGCUAUGACAGAGAUUCUACGAAGAUUCCACGGUGGUUUUCUAAAACUGGCCCUGUUCCCCUGCACCUUUAGAAAUAAAGCGCCUUGUCCCGCUGCCUCUGAAGUACUAACAUGUCACCUCACGCAGCGCGCGCUGCCGCCUUGGACGUCAUUCUGUGUGCGCUACCGGGACGUCAUCAACGACCAGUUCGGUCUGUCUAACUUCAACUGGCAGGUGCAGGGAGCGAACUACCACAUUCUAAGGACCGGUGCAUUCCCUUUUAUCAAAUACCACUGCACUAAAGCACCUCCACAGAACCUGGAGUUUGAAAAUAAGUUUUUUGGGGCAUUGAAAGUCAUCAAUCUGGGUAUCCCAUGCUUGGCAUAUGGCUUGGGUUCAUGGAUGGUAGUUGGAGUGACAGAGACGGUUCAGACCUCUGCAGGACCUGUUACUGUUUACUUUGCAUACAAGGAGGUGGAGGGUGCUCAGUUCUAAUAUCAGAGACACAAUGAGUAUUUAAAAAGAGUUGAGUUGCACAAGAAAAUGUUUGUCACAGGCUAUCGGAAAACUUGUACAAAUGGCCAAGUGCGACCUGAAUUACCAACUGCACUUUUGCACAAAAAAUAAACAAAUAAAU
Carassius auratus (goldfish) is the source of this 833-nucleotide messenger RNA. RefSeq names its product chromosome 18 C15orf61 homolog (gene c18h15orf61). The record is from RefSeq and is a predicted model, not a curated record. The transcript is spliced from 2 exons. Bases 221 to 691 code for a protein of 156 amino acids. Lineage: Eukaryota; Metazoa; Chordata; Actinopteri; Cypriniformes; Cyprinidae.